GAAUAAAAAAAAUUAUAAAUAAAGAACAAUUUAAAAAAAUUAUUGCUUUUUUAUUUAUUGAUAAUUAUCCCAAAAUUUUCUACAAAACAUUCUUAAUUAAAUUUCCUAUAUUGUUUCGCAUACUUCAUUAUAUUGACAUUAUUUAUGUAUUUUAAGUCCUCAAACUGGCAAAGUAUUGAUAGGAAUAUAUAGAAUAAUAUAUUUUCUUUUCGUGAAAACUUUUCUAUCAUUCUAAACUAUCAAAUUUUGAAUAAAUAAAAAGUUCACAAAUUUAUAUUAUCUCAAAAUGAAAGGAUUAUACAAGAUUUUAGGUUUAACCGGUUCCUUAUAUGUUUUAUCCUGCAGUUUUCUUUCAUCUGGUGUUUCCGCAGCUGAUGCUCAGGGUGAGAACGUCCAUGUACGUAUUCCAACCAGUCUAAAGCAAUUAAAUGAAGAAGGAGUAUAUUCCGUAUCCGAAUGGAAAAAGAAAAAAUGGUCCGAAUUUUUGAAAUCAGUAGACGGAGAUUUUAAGGAAUUUUUGGUUUAUUUGGAUAAUGAAAAAAAUAGCUGGCUAGAAGGAAAAGAUGAACUCUGGGAACAAUGGAAAGCAAAUAUGGAAAAAAAAUGGGAACACUAUGAUGAAUAUACCUUUAAAGAAUUAUUGGCUGAUCAUGCAAAAGAUGCAUUAACAUGGAAUGACAAAGAAUGGAUAAAUUGGGUAAGUAAAAAAGGAAGAUUAGCAAUGAAAGGAGAUUGGAAUAAAUGGGUUAAUGGACAUGAUGUCUUUUUUAAAGAUGGUAUUAAUAAUGAUUGGAAAAAUUGGAGUGAUUUCAAAAGGAAAGAAUUUGGAUCAAUCACAUGGAAAUAUCGUGAAGAUAAAUUCUGGACAUACUGGAUAGAUCAUGGAAAACCUAGUGAACCCAUGUUUGUCAUAAAGAUGGAAAUGUUUAAAAAAUGGCAAGAUAGACUUAAAAACGAAGAAGAAGAAUGGUCAAAUUGGUUAGAUGAAAAACAAAAGAAAUAUAUUGAUGUAGAAUGGGAUAAAUGGGUACAAUGGAAAAAGGAAAAUAACAAGAAGUUUAUUGAUUGGAUGGAAUAUUUUGUUGAAAAAUGGACAAGCAAUAAACAGUGGAAUGUAUGGAUUGAGGAGAGAAACAGUUGUAUCACACUAUAAAUGCUAUUAGCUAAAUUAAGUAAUGAAAUAGUAACUGUGUGAAGAACGUAUACGUUGUUGUAUAUACACCUAUAGAACAAAAUGAACACAAAGCAAGAGGGGGUAAUGCCAUUACCAUUUGAAGGAGCUCAAAAAAAUAUGAAUUACGAUGUAGAAAUACAAAUGGGAAAAACAAAAUGCAUCAGAAGGAAAGCUUAUUAUAAAACUUUUUUUCUU
This is a messenger RNA of Plasmodium vivax (malaria parasite P. vivax), 1369 nucleotides long. Its product is annotated as tryptophan-rich antigen (Pv-fam-a). Lineage: Eukaryota; Apicomplexa; Aconoidasida; Haemosporida; Plasmodiidae. The record is from RefSeq and is a predicted model, not a curated record. The transcript has 2 exons. Bases 287 to 1153 code for a protein of 288 amino acids.